This is a messenger RNA of Aureobasidium musti, 927 nucleotides long. NCBI's taxonomy places the organism in Eukaryota, Fungi, Ascomycota, Dothideomycetes, Dothideales, Saccotheciaceae. The record is from the annotation of a GenBank genome assembly.
AUGGAUGCACCAACUCUUCAGCCCAAGUUCCUGCCUUCUCGCAAUGAAUUGGGCCUCGUUGCUGUAGGCUUCUGCGGAGGCCAGGGCAAGUCUGGCGUCGAUGCUGCUCCCAUGGCCUUGAUCGAGUCCGGUCUCGUCGAACAAUUGAGAGAAGAGCUUGAAUUCAACGUGCACUACGACGGAGAGGUGCACCAGUACGCCGACAUCAUGCCCAAGGAAGACCCCGUAUACCGCGGCAUGAAGAACCCUCGCGCUGUCAGUGCCGUUACCCAGCGUCUCAGCGAGCAAGUCUAUGAGCAUGCCCGCCAUGGCCGCUUUGUCCUGACCCUCGGAGGUGACCACUCGAUUGCAAUUGGCACCAUUUCCGGCACAGCCAAGGCCAUCAGAGAAAGAACUGGUAGAGAGAUGGCCGUCAUCUGGGUCGAUGCACACGCCGAUAUCAACACUCCCGAGACAUCGGACAGUGGAAACAUUCACGGCAUGCCCGUCGCUUUCUUGACCGGUUUGGCCAAGGNNGAAGACAAGGAGGACUGCUUCGGCUGGAUCAAGGACGACCAGCGCGUCAGCGUCAAGAAGCUCGUCUACAUCGGUCUGAGAGAUAUCGACCGCGGCGAGAAGAAGAUUUUGCGUGAGCACAACAUCAAGGCCUUCUCUAUGCACGAUAUCGACAGCGACACUCCCAUCCACUUGUCCUUCGAUAUCGAUUCGCUCGACCCCAUGUGGGCACCCAGCACUGGCACACCAGUCCGUGGUGGUUUGACUUUGCGUGAGGGUGACUUCAUCGCCGAGUGCGUUCAUGAGACUGGCAGCCUUGUUGCCCUAGACUUGGUCGAGGUUAACCCCAGUCUCGAGUCUCACGGCGCUAGCGAGACCGUUCGUGCCGGUAUCUCUAUCGUUCGCUGCGGUCUUGGUGACACUCUGCUAUAG